CGGGUGAUUAGUGCUGACUUUUUGCCGGCUGCUAACGUAGAUGCGCAAUUUUCGUAUGCCAAUGCUAAAACCCUAACCUUUCGGUAAACGCAUGCGUCUAUAAUCGAUAAAGGAUGCAGCCAUUCAUGUCCCCUUGACAGUUUUUUGUAGGUAAACCACCCCUUCUCAUCUGUUGAGCUUUUUGAGUACUGCGAGGGCAACCAUCGCAACGAGAAAGGGGCCUUCUUGGUCAACAGAGCUCGCCCUAGACCAGCGGUCUCUGGGAGAAGAGCCGCAAUUGUUCUCUCCCGAGCAAUCAUCUCCUGGAUUGAUGGUUAGGCAAUACUGGUGGUGAUUUGUACCUGAGCAAAUUGCAUGAUGAAUAAACUAUCAGAUAACUCUUCUACUCAUUGUUCUCUGACCAUGGAGCUUUCCACUGGCGCAAGCAACAACAGGCCAACAAAUGUAUACAUAUGGGAUAUGGAUGAGACAUUAAUAUUGUUGAAGUCGUUGUUGGAUGGGACAUAUGUCCAGGCCUUUGGUGGUUUAAAAGACUCUAGAAAAGGGAUUGAAAUCGGAAAACUUUGGGAAACACAAAUUCUUCAAAUCUGUGAUGACCAUUUCUUCUAUGAACAAAUUGAAGACUACAAUGAACCUUUUCUGCUUGCUUUGAAUGAAUUUGAUGAUGGGAAAGACCUUUCUGACUAUGACUUCAAUAAUGAUGGCUUAAGCUUUCCUUGUGAUGACUCCAACAGAAGGAAACUUGCAUAUAGGCACCGUGCUAUAGCGGACAAAUAUACAAAGGGUUUGCGAAAUUUCCUCGACCAGAAUAUGAUCAAACAAUGGGAUGAUCUAUAUAUGUUGACAGAUAACUAUACAGAUGGAUGGCUUUCCUCUGGACGUGCUUUACUGGAUCAAAUUUCUGGCAGAACUAAAGCUGCUACUUCUCAUCCUUCAUCAUCUGAAAAUACAUGUGAUGACAUUGUUAUGAAAUGCCAAGACAUCAAUGUAUUGGUUACGUCCGGAUCUCUAAUUCCAAGUCUCGUCAAGUGCAUUCUCUUUCUUUUGGAUGAUCACAUCAUUUAUGACAAUGUUUAUAGCUCUUGGGAAGUCGGAAAACUGCAGUGUUUCUCAUGGAUUCGGGAGCGUUUCGGCGGCGGACCAUCGGUGCGAUUCUGUGUGAUUGGAGAUGGGAUGGAAGAAUGUGAAGCAGCAGAGAGGAUGUGUUGGCCUUUUGUUAAGAUGGAUUUUCGCCCAAAAGCACCACACAGACUUCCAGGCCUCACUGUAAGAGUUAUCCAACAUUAUAUGGAGGUUAUUUAUGGCCCCUUCAAUUCUGCUGAUGAUGAGAAAGAGCUAUAAGCUUUCUCUUAUCUGCUGCCUUUCAUUUUUCUUUUUUUUUUUUUUUAAAUUUUUG
This is a messenger RNA of Phalaenopsis equestris, 1396 nucleotides long. RefSeq names its product eyes absent homolog 4. The record is from RefSeq and is a predicted model, not a curated record. Gene Ontology annotation, cellular component: nucleus. The transcript has 6 exons. Bases 355 to 1341 code for a protein of 328 amino acids. Gene Ontology annotation, biological process: multicellular organism development; cell differentiation; positive regulation of DNA repair. Lineage: Eukaryota; Viridiplantae; Streptophyta; Magnoliopsida; Asparagales; Orchidaceae. Gene Ontology annotation, molecular function: protein tyrosine phosphatase activity.